AGCCAAGAGCAUGUAGACGUGGUUCCCUCAUCAUCUUCAUCCUUCUUCCGAGUCAGCUCCUGCUCCAAAUAUACGCUCGUCUUCUCUGACCAGACGCAACCUAACGGAUCCGACGCCAUGAAGUUCUUCACCGCCGCCGCCGUCCUCUCGGCAGCCGUAUCGGAAGUCUCUGGGCACUACAUCUUCCAGCAGCUGUCCGUGGGGUCCACAAAGUACGACGUCUUCCAGCACAUCCGGAAGAACACCAACUACAACUCCCCCGUUACUGACCUCGCCUCGAACGAUUUGCGAUGCAACGUCGGCGGUGCCAGCGGCGCCCAGACUACGGUGGUCAACGUGAAGCCCGGCGACGCCUUCACCUUCACGCUCGACACUGCCGUCUACCACCAGGGUCCCAUCUCGCUCUUCCUGUCCAAAGCGCCCUCUCACGUCCAAGACUACGACGGGUCCGGAAAAUGGGCCAAGUUCAAAGACUUCCUCCCGACCUUUAGCAACGGUCAGGCAACUUGGCCAAUGAGACAAACCUACGAGUACAAGAUCCCGACGUGCCUUCCUAACGGCGAGUACCUCCUGCGCGUCCACCAGCUGGGCAUCCACAACCCCUACCCGGCCGGCAUCCCGCAGUUCUACAUCUCGUGCGCGCAGAUCAACGUCACGGGCUCGACCGCCUCCGCGAGUUCGUUUGCACCGACUCUGAGUAUUCCUGGUGCUUUCAAGGAUACUGACCCCGGGUAUACUGUCAACAUCUACCAGCCUGGGUUCACGUCGUAUGUGGCCCCUGGUGGUGCGGAGGUAAGCUUGCGUACUUACAUGGCUUGA
This is a messenger RNA of Colletotrichum paranaense, 819 nucleotides long. Its product is annotated as fungal cellulose binding domain-containing protein. Lineage: Eukaryota; Fungi; Ascomycota; Sordariomycetes; Glomerellales; Glomerellaceae. The record is from RefSeq and is a predicted model, not a curated record. The transcript is spliced from 5 exons. The annotation marks the transcript as partial.